This is a messenger RNA of Durio zibethinus, 1080 nucleotides long. Its product is annotated as B-box zinc finger protein 32-like. NCBI's taxonomy places the organism in Eukaryota, Viridiplantae, Streptophyta, Magnoliopsida, Malvales, Malvaceae. Gene Ontology annotation, molecular function: zinc ion binding. The record is from RefSeq and is a predicted model, not a curated record.
ACCACACAGAUCACAAGUUUCUAUUUGCUAAUUUCCUUCACGCGUCUGUUUGUUUUUUGGAUUCCAUUUCUCUUACAAACACACACACACUUACUCUCCACCGCCUUUCUCUCUCCCCCAAACAUCUCUUUUUUCUUUUCCUUUCCUUUCCUUUCCUUUCUUUUUCCUCCUCAAAUCUCUCUCGCCCGAAAUCUCUCUUCUUUAUUUCUUUUUGUUUGUUGUUGUUAUAUACCCAUUCAAUUGAAAACCAGCAGCCAUACAGAACCGCGCCGUUUCCACUUUGAUCAUUUCUUCAAAUUAAAAUGGAAACAGGCAAGCUUUGCGAGCUUUGCAAAGAAGAAGCCUUUGUUUACUGUUGGGCAGACGCUGCUUUUCUUUGUUGGAACUGCGACUACAAGGUUCACCAUGCCAACUUCCUCGUUGCUCGUCAUCUCCGUCACAUUCUCUGCACAAAAUGUAAAUCUUUUUGCCAAUUACAAUCCCAAUCCCAAUGCAAAGCUAGCUCUUUUGAAGAAAAAAACCACCCAAUGCCUUCUUCCACUCUCUCAUUUUCUUCUUCUGAUUCUCUGUCUACCAAUGAAUCUUCCGCCACAGAUUUCAAACCCAAAAGGGUAUUCGUAAAAUCAGGAUCAAGAUCAACCAAGUCUGUCCAUUCUUCCUCCACCCUUCAUUCCGGGGUUUCGAAGAUCGAUAGGUUCGAGGGUACUUUCGCAAUUUGGUGCAAGAAGCUAGCGCUGAACCGACACUCCGUCGCGUCUACGGCGACGUCCGCUUUGCGGUUUUGUUUAGAGCGGUUGGCGGUGCGGCCGAUUAGGCUGAGCUUGGCGGCAGCGUUUUGGAUCGGGCUAAGGAUGAGCGGGGACAUGUCGGUAGCCACGUGGCAGAAUCUAAGGAGGCUUGAGGAGCUGUCUGGUGUGCCGGCUAAGCUGAUCGUAGCCAUGGAACCGAGGCUCGCACGCGCAAUGAGGUUGAGGAGGAGAAUCAGACAGGACUUGGAAGAAGGAUGGGCUGAGUGUAAUCUUUGAAUAGCACUUGGGGGAAUGAAUAUUAGGCAAUUAGAUGAAUUUCCUUUUUUUUUUU